GUGUGCAACACGUGCGUACUCGUGGACACAUUUACCAUUCGUGAAUUUGCCGUUUUCACUCUAUUUUUCGGCAAUAUGGGGGUCCACGACAAUGCAGAUUCGAAGUACAUUGUUAUGGGUACUUCAAGUUUUUCAAAACUAGCACCGAAACGUCCAACUACGGUUGUAUUUAAUGAAAGUCCCAGCAAAAUCCAAAAACACGAGGAUAGUCAACAAAACGUCCAGACAGAAAACGUGGAUAAAGGAAGCAUUAGUUUACAACAACAGAGGAAAUCUUUACCGGUCUAUAGGCUUCGAAAACGGCUACUCGAAGAAAUACGUAGAAACAGCACUCUGAUCAUUAUUGGCGAAACGGGUAGUGGCAAGACCACGCAAAUUCCCCAAUUGCUCCUCUCAUCCGGUAUCGCGGGCGCUUCCGGUUGCAUCGGUAUCACUCAGCCCCGAAGAGUGGCCGCAGUGAGCGUGGCUCGUAGGGUUGCACAAGAGCAAGGAGUGGAAACGGGCAAAUUAGUCGGUUACUGUGUGCGUUUCGAGGAUGUGACUUCGUCACAAACGAGAAUCAAAUAUCUCACUGACGGAAUGAUGGUUCGCGAGGCGAUGACCGAUGAAAUUUUAUCAGAUUAUUCAGUGGUGAUCCUCGACGAGGCUCAUGAACGUUCAGUACAAACUGAUGUACUGCUAGGUGUUGCAAGAAGGGCUCAGAAUUUAAGAAAGCUUAAGAACCUGCCGCCGUUGAAGCUGCUUGUGAUGUCAGCCACGAUGGACGUCGAUAAGUUCAGCAAGUAUUUCCAAGCACCAGCCGUGUACUUAGAAGGUCGUCAGCAUCCUGUGAAGAUUUAUCACGCCGUCAAAUCGCAGGAGGAUUAUGCGUUCUCCGCCCUUGUUACAGCCUUCCAGAUUCAUCGCGACAACCUUGCUAACGAAGAUAUUCUGGUCUUCUUAACGGGUCAGGAAGAAAUAGAGGCUGCGGUUGUGAGCGCCAGACAAGUAGCUAAACAGCUGGAUGGACAGGGUUAUCCACCGUUGAAGGUGUUUCCACUGUAUUCGGCUUUGCCAACGCAUCAGCAAUUGGAAGCCUUUAAACCAUCGGCUCCUGGAAUGAGGAAGCUCAUUUUGUCUACCAACGUAGCUGAGACUUCCGUUACCAUUGGCGGAAUUCGACACGUGAUCGACACCGGAGUGGUCAAAGCGAGAACUCAUCACCCGACCACCGGAUUGGAUGUGCUCAGGGUGGAAAAAGUCUCAAAGGCACAGGCCUGGCAGAGGACCGGCAGGGCUGGCCGAGAAGCGGCCGGCAAAUGUUACAGAACCUACACCAAGGAGGAAUUCGAGAGGAUGAAGGAGAUGCCUGUGCCAGAGAUACAAAGGUGUUCCCUCGCGGGAGUAGCCCUCCAGCUGCUCGCCAUCGGGGUUGAUAUCACCACCUUUGAUUUUAUGGAUAAACCGCCGAAGGAGGCUGUCGACGUCGCGGUGACCUGCCUGGAAAAGUUGGGCGCCGUUAAGGGUUCUCCACCGCAGCUGACUACCCUCGGAAGAACGAUGUCCCUGUUCCCGUUGGAUCCACGGUUUACCAAGGUGAUUCUGGCAUCAGUGGAGUAUCAGUGCCUCGAAGAAGCCCUCAUGGUUGUCGCUCUAUUGUCAGGAGAGUCUGUUUUCACCGACCCACCUGCGAAAAGACAGCAGGCUUACAUCGCCAGAUCAAGAUUCGCCUCACCCGAGGGAGACCACGUCACGUUGCUGAACGUUUUUCGCGCGUAUACCAACACGAAGCAGAAGAAGGUCUGGUGUCACGAAAACUUUCUGCAUCACAGGAAUCUGGAAUACGCGACGGAGGUGCGACAGCAGCUCGCCGCAUUGGCGGAACGUGCGAAUUUGGAGAAGGCCAGCUGCGGAACGAAUACCGAGCAACUACGGAAAGCGCUCCUCGAGGGCCUCUACGAUAAUCUCGCUGAAUUGCAGAGGGAUCAGACUUACGUCACCGUGAGCUCGAAGCAGCCGGUUGCUAUACAUCCUUCCUCGGCGUUACACGGCAGCAAGCCACCGUUAAUAUUGUUCACGGAGGUUGUAGCCACCGGAAGAUGUUAUCUCCGCGGUUUGUCUGUCAUCGAGUCCUCGUGGUUAACUGAAAAAGGGUUCAGUAUCGAGAACCACGACUAAACCACGCGAUACCAGCCAUUUGGUUUCGUUCGUGAAAACAAAAAUCGAGAACUCUGUUUUAAGCUUUCA
Eufriesea mexicana is the source of this 2226-nucleotide messenger RNA. It is a transcript of the gene ath, whose product is annotated as ATP-dependent RNA helicase DHX33. Gene Ontology annotation, cellular component: intracellular anatomical structure; nucleolus. Gene Ontology annotation, molecular function: ATP binding; ATP hydrolysis activity; double-stranded RNA binding. Gene Ontology annotation, biological process: positive regulation of transcription by RNA polymerase I. NCBI's taxonomy places the organism in Eukaryota, Metazoa, Arthropoda, Insecta, Hymenoptera, Apidae. Bases 76 to 2157 code for a protein of 693 amino acids. The transcript has 7 exons. The record is from RefSeq and is a predicted model, not a curated record.